This is a messenger RNA of Trematomus bernacchii (emerald rockcod), 7136 nucleotides long. It is a transcript of the gene ncoa2, whose product is annotated as nuclear receptor coactivator 2. The record is from RefSeq and is a predicted model, not a curated record. Gene Ontology annotation, cellular component: nucleus. Gene Ontology annotation, molecular function: nuclear receptor binding; protein dimerization activity. NCBI's taxonomy places the organism in Eukaryota, Metazoa, Chordata, Actinopteri, Perciformes, Nototheniidae. Gene Ontology annotation, biological process: positive regulation of transcription by RNA polymerase II; cellular response to hormone stimulus.
GGAGGAUGAUAAACACUCGCUCCGCACAGCAGGAGGAACAUGGCGGCACAGUCAGCCAGCACAAAUGUUGUUUCACUACCACGAAGGUCAGAGAAGCUUCUGAAAACCAGGAUUUAACACCGACGACAGGGAACCAACUCUCUCACCCAGGGGGUCUGGAGGAUGCUUAGAGGUUUCCGAGCAGCUCCGUCUUGCAGAAAUGGCCUGAGGGACUCUCUGGACUGAAACCAAGACGCUGAUAUGCAUUGAGGAUGAGUGGAGUCGGUGAAAACCCAUCUGACCCUGCCAGGGCAGAGUCACGGAAACGCAAAGAAUGUCCUGCAGAACUUCUAGGACCCAGUCCAAAGCGGAGCAACGAGAAGCGAAACCGCGAGCACGAGAACAAAUACAUCGAAGAGCUCGCCGAGCUGAUCUUCGCCAACUUCAACGACAUCGACAACUUCAACGUCAAGCCUGACAAAUGUGCAAUCCUGAAGGAGACUGUGAAGCAGAUCAGGCAGAUCAAGGAGCAAGAGAAAGCGGCAGCAGCCAAUGAGGAGGAGGUUCAGAAGGCCGACGUUUCCUCGACGGGGCAGAGCGUCAUCGACAAAGAUGCCCUGGGACCAAUGAUGCUGGAGGCCCUGGAUGGCUUCUUCUUCGUGGUGAACAUGGAGGGGAACAUCGUGUUCGUGUCUGAGAACGUGACGCAGUAUCUGCGCUACAACCAGGAGGAGCUGAUGAACACCAGCGUGUACAGCGUGCUGCACGUCGGAGACCACGCCGAGUUCAUCAAGAACCUGCUGCCCAAAUCCCUCGUGAACGGCGUCCCGUGGUCCAGCGAGGGUCCCAGGAGGAACAGCCACACCUUUAACUGCCGGAUGUUGGUGAAUCCUCACAGUGAGAACACGGAGGAAUCGCAGGAGCACGAGCCUCAGACGCAGAAAUACGAAACCAUGCAGUGCUUCGCUGUGUCCGAGCCCAAGUCCAUCAAAGAGGAGGGAGACGAUUUCCAGUCCUGUCUGAUCUGUGUGGCUCGCAGAGUGCCGAUGAAAGAGAGACCGGUGCUGCCGACUCACGAGAGUUUCACCACGCGCCAAGACCUGCAAGGUAAGAUCACGUCUCUGGACACCAGUCUGCUGCGGGCCUCCAUGAAGCCGGGCUGGGAGGAUCUGGUGCGGCGAUGCAUUCAGAGGUUCCACCUGCAGAACGACGGGGAGAUGUCCUUCGCUAAGAGACACCAGCAGGAAGUGCUGCGCCACGGCCAGGCCUUCAGUCCCAUCUACCGCUUCUCUCUCUCUGACGGCACCAUCGUGUCGGCGCACACUAAGAGCAAACUGGUGCGCUCUCCGGCCACCAACGAGCCGCAGCUCUACAUGUCGCUGCACAUCCUGCAGAGGGAGCAGACGGUGUGUGGGAUGGGUCAGGACAUCGGUCAGACCCCAGGAAUGGCCCCCAAACCCAUGAACUCCUCCACGCCCUCCAUGACCCCCCCGACCCCCGGCAGCCUGCCUGGUUCUGGGCCUCAGGGCCAGGAGACCACCAUCAGCAGCAACAGCAGCACGCCUUUCUCCUCUCUUGGCCCUCGAGAGCCUCCUGCCAUGGGGGGCCACAUGCAGAGCUAUCGUUUCGGGUGUCCCCCUCCUCACAAUCACACUGGAGGCAUGCAGCCACCUCAACAAGGGGCUAAUUGGAGGAUGAACAGUCCGUCUAGAGCGAGUCCGAGCCCAGCAGGAGGGCCACAUCCUCCUCAACAGAACUCUAUGUUGUCCCCGAGGCAUCGAAACAGUCCUGGGGGGUCUGGGAGCCCUCGAGUAGCGGGUAUUCACUCCCCCUCACCUGUAGGGAUGUGUGGGGGCCCCCCAGGUAGCAGCGGCAAUGCUAACAGCUACACUAGCAGCUCUCUUUCAGCACUUCAGGCCCUUAGUGAGUGUCAUGGGGUGGGACACGGGGCCCCUCACACUCUGGGGUCUCCAGACAGAAAGAUGGGUUCUCCAGUGGGGGUCUCACAGGGAGGGGGCUCUCAUCUGAUGUCCAAACUGGGAGGAGAGUCAUACGGAUCGAAUAUGGAGGGUCAGGAAACUAAUAUGGAGCCUAAAGAGGAGCGAGAAGGGGCCCCUGAUGACUCCCUGAACCGUCUUCAUGACAAUAAGGGCCACACUAAGCUUCUACAGCUUCUCACGACUAAACCGGAGCCCCUGGAGACCCCUUUGUCCCCGGGAGGAGAGGGGAAAGAGGGCCGCGGGGGCCAAAACGCAGCGAACACUCACGCCUCCUCGCUAAAAGAGAAACACAAGAUCCUGCACCAGCUCCUGCAGAACAGCACGUCCCCCGUGGACCUGGCUAAACUCACAGCCGAGGCAACGGGCAAAGAGCCGGGUCAGGAGCAGAACCAGGGGGCUGGGGGUCAGGGGUCAGGGUCCGAUAUGGGUCUGAAACAAGAGCCUCUGAGCCCCAAGAAGAAGGACAACGCCCUGCUGAGAUACCUGCUGGACAAGGACGACACCGCAGGGAAGGAGAAGUUGAAGCUGGAGGCGGGGGAGGUGAAGCUGGAGGGAGGGAAACAUCCCACGGUGAAGACGGAGAAACAAGACGCUGGAUACGACCGUGCCGAGCAGUCUUCAGAGUUGGACGACAUCCUGAACGACCUUCAGAGCGCCGGGCCUCCUCUCUUCACAGACCAGCGGCCCGUCUCUCAGACCAGUCCGAUGGACAAGCAGAACAUCAUCAACGACAUCCUGCAGAUGUCCGACGGCGGCGCCGCCCUCCAGCAGCACCGGAGCAUCGGCAUGAACCCCAAUUUCACCGGGGUGCGUCCAGUUCAACCGGGUCGGGGUCUGCCUGUGAGGAGUGUGUCUCUGGAUAUGAACGUGUCCCCCCAGCAGGGAUCACUUCAGUAUCCAAUCAGAGCCACCAGCCCAUACACUCUCAUGCAACAACAACAACAACAGCAGCAGCAGCAGCAGCAGCACAGCAUGAUGGGUAAUCAGGCUGGGAUGGUCAAUGCAGGACUGAUGGCCCCCGGGGGUCCACGUCCCAGCAUGCAUCAUCAGCAGCAGGAGGGUUGGGGGGGGUCCUCAGCCUCGGCCCCCCCUCUCGGAGCAUCAGGUCCCGCUCAGCAGGGGGCCCUUCAGGCCAGGAUGGGGCCCAACGGAGCCCCUCUGAGGCCCAACAGCCAGCCGGGGCCACGGCAGAUGCUCCAGGGCCCCAUGAUGCCCAAUGCCCAGUCUGAUAUGGACAUUGGGAUGGUCUCUCAUCACUUCUCCCAGCAGCAGCAGCAGCAGGCCCCCCCCAACACCACGGCCCCCUGGCCCGACAGCAUGAUGCCCAUCGACCAGACCGCCUUCGUUAACCAGGCCAGCAGGCCGGUGCACGCGGCCCCCCAGGAGGACCUGCUGUUGGGGGGUGGGGGCCACAGCUCUGGGGAGGGGGUCCCUGUGGACGAGGGGGUCCUCAUGUCUCAGCUCUACACCGCCCUCAAAGACUUCGAUGGGCUGGAGGAGAUCGACCGAGCGCUGGGGAUCCCGUCUCUGGUAGAACAAAACCAGUCCCUGGAGCAGGAUCAGUUCCAGCAGGACUCCAUGCUGAUGGACCAGAAGCCCCCCAUGUACUCCCAGCAGUUUGCAGCCCCUCCCUCUCACCUCUCUCAGAGGGGGGGGUACCCCCUGCAGGACCAGGGCUUCCACCCCCUGGGGGGUCCCAUGGGCCCUCGCCCCGGGUACCCCAUGAUGAGGAUGCAGGCCAGACCGGGACUCAGGCCUGGGGGGGGCGUUCCAAACCAGCCAAACGCUCUGAGGCUGCAGCUGCAACACCGGCUGCAGUCCCAGCAGAACCGUCAGCCGAUGAUGGCUCAGAUGAGCGGCGUAUCUAAUGUGAACCUUCCUCUCAGAGCCAGCAAUCCCAACCAGGGCACCAUCAACGCCCAGAUGUUGGCCCAGCGUCAGCGGGAGUUGCUAAGUAACCACCUGCGCCAGCGGCAGCAGCAGCAGCAGAGGAGCCUGGCCAUGAGGGGCCUCUCUCUGCCCCCCAGCAUGAACAACAACAACCCUCGAGGGCCACAUGCGGCCCCCCCGCAGUUCCCCUACCCUCCCAGCUACGGUAUGAGCCAGCAGGCAGACGGGGGGUUUGUGAGCCCCGGGGCCCCUCAGAGCCCUCUGCUGUCCCCCCGCAUGGCCCACACACAAUCCCCCAUGAUGCAACAGGGCCAGGGCAACGCUGGCUUCCAGGCCCCCCCCGACAUGAACGGCUGGCCGCAGGGCAACAUGGGAGGCAACAGUAUGUUCCCACAGCAGCAGGCCUCGCCCCAGUUCUCCCAGCAGAGCAGCAGCAACAUGUACAACGGAGGAAACGCCAUGAACCUCAACCCCGUGAACAACAUGGCCGCCGGCAGCAUGGGGCAGAUGUCCGGCCAGAUGAGCGUCACCUCCAUGGCCUCGGGUCCUUCGCCGGGGCUGCCCUCCAUGGGGCCUGAGCAGAAAUACUGUUGACCCUCAUGGAGUCGUCACCUGAACUUCAGCUGGAGAGAGGAGCGUCGGCCCUUUAAAGAAAUUGUACAAACAUGUAACCAACGACCCCCGCCUCCCCCCUUUCUACCCCUGCUUUUUGGGGGGGGGAGACCCCGGAAAGUGAUGGUGGAGGAGAGCAAGCAUUCACCAUAGUGUGACUUCCUGUUGGGGGGGGGGGGGGCACUGACCCUGGGGGUGUUUGGGAUCUUCUUCUGAUGAAUGUAUUCCUCUCAGUGGACAGCGGCCAUUUACAAUCUCAUCUCAAAAUGACGUACACUGAUUUUCGUCCGGCCGGAAACAGAGACUCCCGCCGGGUUUUGCCUUUUUUUGUUGUUAUUUUAUUCUGAUUAUUUUAGUUGUCGUGAAGAUGUAGAAUGAAGAUCUUUGAAAACACACUGCGGAAAAUGGUUUGAGUGUAUGAUUAGACUAAUUUAGUCAAGAGGUUUAUAUAGUGUAUUAAAUUAAGUUUUAUUUUUCUGUAUAGAUUUUAAUUAUUGUAGAUGAUUCUUUAUCCAAGUAGCAACGAGAGAGACGGAGAUUUCUAAAAAGUGUGAAAGAGGCACUUUUGUUUUUUUAUAAUUUUAACAGUAACACUCUUCUAUUAACCUGAAUCUGGAUUAUUCUUUGGUCCUGUAGUUUCAGAAGAAGAUAUGGUUUUAAAAAUGAAUCACAGAGAUUGUACAUACCAAUAAGUAAGACGUUUUCUUUCCUAUUUAUUUCACCGCGUAGGGUUUGUUUCCCCGUCUGAUCACGACUUUCUCGUGUGAUGGUACGAUGCAGACGGGGGGGGGGGGGUGUGUACGGGGGUGUGCUGUGUAUACAGUGUACAGAUUAUCGCUUGCUUCUCUGCCUUUAGCAUAGAAACACCACAAAAAAAAACUCAACACAGCCAUACACAAAAAAAAGUGUGCUUUCUAUGUCGUCUGGUCCUACGAGCUGCUCGGUGCAAACUGUUCCGGUGUGAUGUAAACAAGCAAUAACCUUUCUUUUUGUAAUUUUUGUACAGUUUCCUGACUUAAAAAGGACACGUUUUUUGCUCCACGUUUGGAUGCAGUAUUACAUUUUUUUAUUGCAGUUUGUACCAGGAGAGUCUCCAUCCACACGCAGCGAUGUUAGAUUAUGCAGCAGAGGUCAGAGGUCACGCUUCACCCUGCUCUGACACACACUUAGCCAUAUUUAUGACCUCAGGCAGUUAUUAAACGACUCGCUGCUCUUUCUGGGGAGUUCAGUGUGAUCCGAGUCAUCCUCUCUAACCUCAAAAAUACAUUUUAUAUAUAUAUAUAUAUAUAUAUAUACAACCCAGGACAAACUUGGAGCAAGCCAAAUGAUCGUCACCUUUUUUCAAUUGGAUUUCUGAAUUCUACCAGCUUUUAUUUCCCUAGCUUUGAGGCCCGUGGAAAACCAAGUUGAUGUCACUAACAGGGUCCUAAUGUAGAGAAGCAUGAAGUCAUUCUGAAUGUAUUAAAGUCAUUAACGGAUGUGACCGCAGCGUUUAGAAGAGCUUUCCCAUUGGUGUAAAUGAGACGACGCUGCAGCUGAAUCUGCGAAUCCAUGUUCUUUUUGCAGACGUCUCACACAUUUUGAUAAAUGCUGUCUUGAUUGUAUCAUACAGUCGUGCAGAAAAAGCCUUUUUGAGCCAUUUAAAGCGAUCACAACCCUUUGCAAAAUUUCCAAAGAUUGUCAUGAUUUUGAAAAAUAAAACGAUUUAAAGCCAUGUGGUAGCAAUGCAUUUUUUUAGCAUUUAUAAUGAGGACGGGAGCAAAUCAAUGCCCCUAACAAAUAUCCAGGCGUUGGACCGACUAAAACUAUUUUUUUCUCGUCAGCUUUUGGUUUUAAAGAACUUUAAAUGCCCUUUUGUAUUGUCUGCCAAUUUCUUAGAGCUAAGAUGCAACCUUGAAAUGCUAACCACCCUUAGCAUAAUGCCUUAGAUUUGUCCGUUCUUGUACAUUACGCCGCUGUCUGUAUAAAUUUGUAUAAUGACUUGUGUACAAUAUUGAACGGGUGCAUCAUCGCUCAGUUCAUCGCUCUCUGUCGUGUUAUUCCCCCCCUCCUCUUUCACUGUUUUUGAUGAUACAUAGGGAUAUUGAAGCAAUAUGUAAUAUAUGGACUUUCUGAAGAAAGCUUUGUGUUUCGCCCUGGUUUCUUUUCUGCAUUGUUCACAGGAAUCACACUGUAUACCCGCAUCCACCUUUGUACCCCUAGUGUGUGUGUGAGUGUGUGUGUGUGUGCGCGAGUGUGUGUGUGUGUGUGUGUGUGUGUGUGUGUGUGUGUGUGAGCGUUUUAUGCAAAGUUAGAUAUACAAGAGAAACCACAGUUAUGCAAGUUGUGAACUAAUAUGGCUUCGCUGAUGCUAUUUGCCUUGUAAAUAAAGAAUUCUGUUAUUGCAGUAUUUAACAGAGUGACUCUUAUUUCUGUGACUGAAAUUUAAAUAUAAUAACGCCCCCCCCCCCCCCCCCCCAUGCAUUGAUUGUAUUUCCAUCAUGAGUGCACAGAAUAUGUAACGCUUUAUUAAAAACGGCUCAAAGCGACUAAAUAACACUAAUAUUCAGUUAUAACGUGUUUAUUCCUGUGCUUGCUGCUUCCUUCUGUGUAUUUGUUUAUAAAUGUAAAGUGUAUACUGCAUAGUGAUACUGCAAAUAAAAAAUAUUGAUUGAU